AUGGUUCAAGCAAGACUCGCGCUGCUGCUGCCGCUCCUCCUGCUGAUCACAGGAGCCGCCUCCUCCUCCGCCGACGAGGCUGGCAAGAUUGUGAACGGCACCACCGCUGCCCCAGGGGAGUUCCCCUUCAUCCUCUCGCUGCGUCGCGCCAAAAGCGGCCACCACUCGUGCGGCGCCACGCUGCUCAAUCCGCUGUGGGUCCUGACCGCCGCCCACUGCGUGCGGGGCCCGAGGCCCGAGCAGCUGGACCUGCAGUACGGCAGCCAGCUCCUGGCGCGCAAUGCCAGCAAUCUCGCGCGCGUGGCCACCAUCUUCGUCCAUCCGGGCUACGAGCCGCAGGACAAGUUCAUCCACGACAUCGCCCUGCUGCAGCUGGCGCAGCCAGUCGCACUGAGCAAGUUCGUCCAGCCGGUUCGCCUGCCGGAGCCGCGGCAGGAAACGCCCGGCAACGCCACCGCCAUCCUCGCAGGCUGGGGAUUGAAUGCGACCGGCGGCGUGGUCCAGCAGCAGCUGCAGAAGGUCCAGCUGCAGGUGUUCGGCGACCAGGAGUGCAGCGAUCGCCACCAGACGCAGCUGCACGCCAGCCAGAUCUGUGCGGGAUUGCCCGAGGGCGGAAAGGGCCAGUGCAGCGGCGACUCCGGCGGUCCGCUGAUCCUCACCAACACCGACACCCAGGUGGGCAUCGUUUCCUGGAGCAUCAAGCCCUGCGCUCGCCCGCCCUUUCCCGGCGUCUUCACCGAGGUCUCCGCCUACGUGGACUGGAUCGUGGAGACGGUGGGGAGCAGCAGCAGCAGCUCGUCUUCGCUCUGGGUGGGCCAGCUGAUCGUGGGACGCUCCCCGCCUGCUCUCACCUAA
Messenger RNA from Drosophila takahashii, 855 nucleotides. Its product is annotated as trypsin-1. The record is from RefSeq and is a predicted model, not a curated record. Gene Ontology annotation, biological process: proteolysis. NCBI's taxonomy places the organism in Eukaryota, Metazoa, Arthropoda, Insecta, Diptera, Drosophilidae. Gene Ontology annotation, molecular function: serine-type endopeptidase activity.